Messenger RNA from Dermatophagoides farinae (American house dust mite), 1514 nucleotides. Lineage: Eukaryota; Metazoa; Arthropoda; Arachnida; Sarcoptiformes; Pyroglyphidae. The record is from RefSeq and is a predicted model, not a curated record.
UUUUCAUUUAUCUGUCUUAUUCAUGAUGGUUUGUUCGAAAAUUCUACUAUUGAUCCUUGGAUCAUUAUACGCAGUGGUUGUUAACAGUGAUAACCUGAGUCAAUAUGAUGAUCUAAAAGUGAUUCGUGUUCGGCCAGUCAAUCAUUUUCAAAUGAUUUCAUUAUUGGAUCUUGAAGAUGAUAUAGAUUUUUGGCGUCGACCCGAUCAAAUCAAUCGAUUUGCUGAUCUCAUGAUAACACCAAACAAUAGUCAACGUGUAAUGCAUUAUCUUUCAUCACGUAACAUUGCCUAUGAAAUUCUUAUCAAUAAUGUACGUACGGUCGUACAAAAUGAACGUGAUCAGAUGGCUAAAACAAAAAAGCGACUUGAAAUGCUACGCAGUAGUGAUUCGCUUCGAACAGAUAUAAUUGUUGGAUUUUGGCAAAGUUAUCAACGAUAUGAAGCAAUUGAAAAUCUUAUGAAUGAUUUACAGAAUAAAUAUCCGAAUUUGGUAGCUAAAAUCAAUUUCGGAAAAUCAUUUGAAGGUCGAGAAUUGAAUCUAAUGCGUAUUGGAGCAAUUAGUGAUGAUAAGAAGCCGGUUGUAUUUAUUGAAGGAGGAAUUCAUGCUCGUGAAUGGAUUUCACCGGCUUUUGUUACACAUUUCGCAAAUCGAUUGCUCACUGGUUAUGAAAAUCAAGAUGCUGACAUCAAAAAAUUAAUGGAAACAUUUGAUUUUUACAUUGUUCCUUUACUCAAUCCGGAUGGUUAUGAAUACACACAUACAAAGUAUCGAUUAUGGCGAAAAACAAGAUCCAUACAAAAAUCUAGUUCUUGUAUUGGUGCAGAUCCAAAUCGCAAUUUUGGCUAUGAAUGGGGCGGGGAAGGAACAAGUAACAAUCCAUGCAGUGAAAUCUAUACUGGUACAAAAGCAUUUUCCGAACCUGAAGUCAAGGCAGAAACCGAUUAUAUUAUGAAACAUUUAGAAGGUCGAGCCUUAGUGUAUGUUGCUGUACAUUCAUAUGGGCAAUAUCUACUUUAUCCAUGGGGUUACACUGAUAAACAAACACCAGACAAUGACCGUUUAGAUGGUAUGGCUAAAUUGGCUACCGAUGCUAUGGCUAAACGUUAUCAAUCCAAAUACAUUUACGGAAUGUCAACGACAGUUUUAUAUGCUGCUGCUGGAGCUGGAGAUGAUUGGGCAUAUGGUGCAGCAUCGAUACCGUAUUCAUAUACACUUGAAUUACGCGAUACUGGUUCACAUGGAUUUCAAUUACCACCCGAACAAAUUAUUCCAACUAGUGAAGAAGCUGGUGAUGGUAUGAUUACAAUGCUAUUGGCGAUCAUAAAAAAUGAUUUAUAAUUCAACAAAUUUCACUUAACCAAAACAUCGACAAAAAAAAUAAAAAUUGCCAUUCGAAGAAUAAUCUUAUCAUUUUUUUUUCACCAUACUUUAAUAUCGGAUUGUCAUAACAAAUAUAAUAACAAAAUAAAAGGAGCUAUAUUGAAAAAUGGGGAGAUUUUCUAUUCUUGUUUUA